Salvelinus namaycush (lake trout) is the source of this 1860-nucleotide messenger RNA. Its product is annotated as myotrophin. The record is from RefSeq and is a predicted model, not a curated record. The transcript has 4 exons. Bases 273 to 626 code for a protein of 117 amino acids. NCBI's taxonomy places the organism in Eukaryota, Metazoa, Chordata, Actinopteri, Salmoniformes, Salmonidae. Gene Ontology annotation, biological process: regulation of barbed-end actin filament capping. Gene Ontology annotation, molecular function: protein binding. Gene Ontology annotation, cellular component: nucleus; cytoplasm.
CCGGAUGAGCGGCAUCGGAAACGCUUCACGAGAGAAAGGCGGACCUCCUCUACUGUCCUUUCUUUGAAACUUUAUUUUUUAACAAUUGCCUGCACUCUAUAAGUACCAGGUGUUCAAUUUAGAAAAUUAUUUAAUUCAUGUAACGCUGCAAAUUUUAUAGACGUCUUUCCCUUUACUACUGAGAGAUCUGUCAAGCAUUGCUUGCCCUGAGAGAAGUUUGACAGCUGCCUUUUUCAACAGGGAAGCCGCAGUGAACUGUUGAACACAAGAAAAUGGGGGAUAAAGAAUUGAUGUGGGCCUUGAAAAAUGGAGACCUGGACGAGGUUAAGACCCUAAUGAAGGAUGAGGAUGUGAACAGGACCCUGGAGGGUGGCAGGAAGCCCCUGCACUAUGCUGCUGACUGUGGCCAGGCUGAGAUGCUGGAGUUCCUCCUCUCCAAGGGAGCAGAUGUCAACGCCCCAGACAAACAUGGUAUCACUCCGCUGCUCUCUGCCACGUACGAGGGUCACCUCACCUGUGUCAAGAUCCUGCUAGAAAAGGGAGCUGACAAGGAGCGGAAAGGACCGGACGGCCAGAGCGCCUUCGAAGCCGCCGAGACCGACGCCAUCAAGGCGCUCCUCAAGUGAGACGGGAGCCUAGAAGGGACGGACAGGCGGAUGCAGCAGUGGUCCCCCAGACAGACAAGAUGGACACACCCCUUUCCCCGACCUCUGUCUUUAGCACUGCUUUGUCUGUGUUUUUUGGAUUUCCCUUUUUGUUUUAUUUUUUAAGUUGUAUGGAUUGUCUCUUGCCUCUUCAGUAGCCAUUGAAUGGAUGGACUUGUCAAUCAUGUCUCCCUCAGGGACCAAACACUGAGGGGAAAAGCACCGACUUGGACCCUCCCUGAACACACAAGGAUGCAAUGUAAAAAAUAAAUAGAGCUUAACUCUUAAAUAUGAUCGCUCUCAAGUCCUGUGUGCACUCCUUUCACAAAGAUGUUAGCAGAAAAAAAUGGAGACAUUCAAUAGUGUUCAAUUUUGUGGCCCGUUUUCAAUAUUGUGAGACCACUUGGUUUUAUUCAUCUUCCAAACAUCAGUUGUGCUAGAUGGAGAACGGUUGUAAAGAUGAAUUCUAUUAGCCUAGUAAGAUGGCCUCCUCUUUCCCCUGGCUGUGUACUGUAGCUCUGCUCUGUAGACCUGACUGGCUAACUGUCCAGUGCUUCAACUAGGGGGGUUUGUACUGUAUGACAGGGUAGGUCCUGUUUAGGCCGCUAAUAAUAUUGGUUACCCACUCUAUGUAACCCUCUACUGAUAAUAUAUCACACUAAACAUUAUUGACCAAGGUUACUCUAACGUAUAAUAGCGUAAAUACCCCCUUGACCAAUCACCAUGUUGGCAUUACAAAAUGUAUGUUAAAAAAAAAAGGGAAAAAAAGACGAUUAAUCUGUUACUUAUUAAAACAUUGCUGUGUAGUGAUGGCAUUAUGUCAACAUUGACCAUUAUGCAAUUUAGAAUUGCAUAAUAUUUUUCCCUUUGAGUGAGUUUUGAACAUGUUCUGGUCUGCAAUCCUUUGUUGCCGCGGUCUGUUUUCUAUUAGAUAAAUGGGUGGGUGGCCUCCGAACAGAGGGAUAUACAGGGGUGCAGGGUUCAAACUUUGGAUCGGGGAAAUGAUGGUCCUCUCGCUCUCUGGGUUUGAUUAACCUGCCGGCUCUGCUGCAUGUCAGAAGUGCUUCUACUGCUACGCUCUCAAAUGGCUGCCUGCCUCUUUUGGUUGCUUUCAAAUAAUUACAAUGCAAUGAAAACAAAAUAUAAAACGCUUUCUCUCUGGCAUCGUUGUGAGGAAAAGGCUGUAAAAACUGAAAUAAAAAAUCUUAAAAUGAUU